GGCUCUCGGUGCAGACGGAACAAAACAGACGGUGGUUCCGUGCGGGAGCUGCUCCUCGGUCUGUUUUACAAUCUCGUAGUGGAAGAUGGGGGAGGCAGACGUGACGCUGAACCAGACCGACGAGAAGCCUCCGGACUCGGGGCUGGUUACCGGAGAGGACUCGGUGGUGUGGAGCCACGAGGUGGAGGUCUGUCUGUUUCACGCGAUGAUCGGACACAAACCCGUCGGAGUGAACCGUCACUUCCACAUGAUCUGUAUCAGAGAUAAGUUCAGCCAGAACAUCGGCCGUCAGGUUUCCUCCUCCGUCAUCUGGGAUCAUCUGGGAACCAUGUACGACAUGCAGGCUCUGCAUGAGUCGGAGAUCUUACCGUUUCCGAACACGGAGAAGAGUUUCUCUCUGCCUGAUGACAUCAUCCAGGAGGUUAAAGAAGGGAAGCUGGGCUCAGAGGAGGAGGCCAAAGAGGAGUUCAGGAUGGAGAGAGAACCUCCAGCCACACAUGAAGAAGGAAGUAACUCCUCGGUGAAGAUGUCGGAGCGAACGAGCAGCAGCCGGGACAAAGAGAGAGAGCGAGACAAGGAGAAGGGAGGGAGUGAAGGAGGAGGAGGAGGAGGAGGAGGAGGAGGAGCGAAGGAGGCAGAGAAGAGGAAGAGGAGUCGAGCGGCCGAGAAACUGCUGUCGUCUUCCAACCCGGCGAGUCCAGGAGGAGUGAAGAGGAGACGCACCUGAGAGACGGACAGAGAGGGAGGGGGAGGGGGAGGGAGGAGGGGGAGGGAGGUGAUGGGACUGUGAAAGAAUGAAAAAUAAAUGAGUGAAAAAGAAGAGAAGAAGAAGAAGGUGCCGUCAGAUGUCAGCCUCUGAUCGCCACCGACAGGAAACAGCUGCAGCGACGUCGUCUGAGUGAAAACAUUAACCUCCCUCCACGGCUUCUCUGAUUGGCUGCUGCACACCUGUCAUCAUGUGAUCACAGUGAGAGGAAGUGACACGCCUGGGCGCCGCGGCCUUUUCAUUUUUUUUUGUUUUUAUCACGUUGUUGUAUUAGACAGACGGCGUCUGUGUUUUACGUCUUGUGUGUGUUUGUUUUGUUCCCCUCCACCUCUGCUUUGAUCCGUCACACACCUUCAAACAUUCACAGCAAUAAGCUUCAGAACAGGAAGUCACUGACCCAACGUCUCCGGACGCAGCAGAACCAGAGGCUUCGUCUCUAACUCCACACAUUCUGCUCUCUCUACGUUUCCCACAAUGCAGUGGGACCAGUGACAGAGGUUUGGGUGUGUUGGGGUAGUGGGUUUUUUUUUACCUGUCAGCCUGGAGAGGCUGAUCCUGAUCAGACCUGAUCCACGCUGACUCAGGUGAGGACCUUUAUCAGGACCGGCCCUGUGAUGGUCUGAGUGGCUGAACAGAGUCCUGCUCCGUCUUUGUAGAAAACUUUAUUGUCCUGAGGCGUCAGACAGCUUGGUUAUUGGCAGUGUUGCUGCAGCGUAGUGUUUGUUAGACUGUGAAGCAGGAGGUCGGGUUUUACUGGGAGCAGAGAUGAGACUGGUUCAGGUCAGAGUCCAGCUGAUGUUUGACAGCAGCUCAGAGACACAAACAUCAGACUGUAGAUGCAGUAAGUGCUGUCAGCUGAGUCCUCGUGUUCAGCAGCUUGGUCUUCGGUCUUCGUCUGAAUCUGUCUCCUCUCGGCUCCUGUCGCUCAGCUCGACGUUUCCUGUUUCUUUAAACCGUGAAAACAAAACGUUCCCUUUCAUUUUCUUUUUUAACGAGGUGUUAAUUUAUUGAUGAUGAGCUGAUACAUGAGGCUGUUUGUGUCAUUAAAGCUGAACUCAGAUCA
Messenger RNA from Lates calcarifer (barramundi perch), 1829 nucleotides. RefSeq names its product MRG/MORF4L binding protein (gene mrgbp). Gene Ontology annotation, cellular component: nucleus; NuA4 histone acetyltransferase complex. The coding region runs from base 86 to 727 and encodes 213 amino acids. NCBI's taxonomy places the organism in Eukaryota, Metazoa, Chordata, Actinopteri, Centropomidae. The transcript is spliced from 5 exons. Gene Ontology annotation, biological process: regulation of transcription by RNA polymerase II. The record is from RefSeq and is a predicted model, not a curated record.